Molecule: messenger RNA, 2659 nt
Organism: Hevea brasiliensis (rubber tree)
Lineage: Eukaryota; Viridiplantae; Streptophyta; Magnoliopsida; Malpighiales; Euphorbiaceae
Product: HIPL1 protein-like
Exons: 7
Coding region: 292-2388 (698 amino acids)
Source: RefSeq, a predicted model, not a curated record
AGGAAAGAUAUUUUAAAUGCAUUUCCCUUCUGGAAGCUGACUUUAAGAGAGUGAUAUAUAGAUAGAGCUUACAAAUGGGCCACCAGGAGAGAGAGAUUGGAGGUAGUAAAAAAUAGAGCAGUUGGUAGAGAGAAGAAUGCUCAAACCAAGAAAGGUUUUCUCCUCUGAAUAAUGGCAGUCAUUUUCUAACCCCAUUUCAAGCCAACAGUUUUGCUGCUUAAGAUGAUUCUGGCAUAGUCAAAAAGGAGCCCUUGUAGCGGAGCAUCAUCAUUGUUUUGCCUGUUUGGUGUCAUGGAAGCACUUCUUGCCAUUGCUUUCCUGUUCUUUAACUUACUCUCACUUCCUGAUCCUUCCUUUUCUCAUCCGUUAUGCACUGAUUCAAGAGCACCUGUUACCUUGAACACCACUCUGAGUUUUUGUCCCUACAAUGGGAGCACAUGCUGCAAUUCCACUGGAGAUAUGCAAUUGCAGAAGCAAUUUCUGGCAAUGAACAUCUCCAAUCCUGGCUGUGCGUCUCUCUUGAAAUCUAUACUUUGCGCUAGAUGUGAUCCCUUUUCAGCAGAGUUGUUUACAAUCAAUUCUGUACCCCGGCCAGUUCCUGUUCUCUGUAAUUCCACUAUAUCAAGAAAUUCAUCUCAGUUUAGUCAACCAGUGAAUGACUUCUGCUCUAAAGUAUGGGAUGCAUGUGAAAAUGUAUCUAUAUCAAAUUCACCUUUUGCCCCUUCACUACAAGGCCAAGCUGGAUUACUUGUCAAUUCCAGUAUCACCAAAUUGACUGAUCUCUGGCAAUCAAAAACCGAUUUUUGCAAAGCAUUUGGUGGAGCAUCUACUGAUGGAUCAGUAUGUUUCGAUGGUGAACCUGUUACACUCAAUAAGACUGGAUCACCUAGUCCUCCAGCUGGUUUGUGCCUUGAGAAAAUUGGAAAUGGAUCUUACCUCAAUAUGGUUGCUCAUCCUGAUGGCUCUAACCGUGCAUUCUUCUCCAGCCAACCAGGUAAGAUUUGGUUGGCAACUAUUCCUGAAGAGGGAUCUGGAGGAACGCUCGAAAUUGACGACUCCAGUCCUUUUAUUGAUCUAACAGAUGAGGUUUAUUUUAGCAGUGAAUUUGGGAUGAUGGGUAUGGCAUUUCAUCCAAACUUUGCACAAAAUGGCCGGUUCUUUGCUUCAUUUAAUUGUGACAAGGUCAGGUGGCCAGGAUGUGUUGGAAGAUGUUCAUGUAAUUCAGAUGUGAAUUGUGAUCCUUCAAAGCUAGCUUCUGACAAUGGUGCACAACCAUGCCAAUACCAAAGCGUUAUUGCAGAGUAUACUGCAAAUGGUACAGCAGUUGAGGCUUCCUUGGCAACAACUGCCAAACCAUUGGAAGUUAGAAGGAUACUUACAAUGGGCCUUCCAUUCACAUCGCAUCAUGGAGGACAAAUUCUUUUUGGACCUAAAGAUGGGUAUUUAUACUUCAUGAUGGGAGAUGGGGGUGGACCAGAUAAUGCAGGGGAUCCUUACAAUUUUUCGCAAAACAAGAAAUCAUUGCUUGGAAAGAUCAUGCGAUUGGAUGUUGAUAACAUGCCAAGUGCUAAAGAAAUUAAUAACCUUGGUCUAUGGGGAAACUACUCUAUACCUAAAGACAAUCCAUUUAGUGAAGACAGUGAAUUGCUGCCAGAAAUAUGGGCAUUAGGCUUAAGAAAUCCUUGGCGCUGCAGCUUUGAUUCAGAAAGGCCAUCCUACUUUAUGUGUGCAGAUGUUGGGCAGGACUUGUACGAAGAGGUGGAUAUCAUAACAAAGGGGGGAAACUAUGGCUGGCGUGUUUAUGAGGGCCCCUAUCUUUAUAAUCCUCCAUCAUCACCUGGUGGAAAUACUUCUCCAAACUCCAUAAGCCCAAUUUUCCCAGUUAUGGGAUACAACCACUCUGAAGUAAACAAGAAUGAAGGGUCAGCAUCAAUUACUGGGGGUUACUUCUGUCGCUCCAAGACUGAUCCAUGCAUGUAUGGGAGGUACUUGUAUGCAGAUUUGUACGCUGGUGCUGUAUGGGCAGGCACUGAAACCCCAGAAGAUAGUGGUAACUUCACCACCAGCAAAAUUCCCUUCAGUUGUGCAAAGGACUCUCCCAUACAGUGCAUAUCUGUACCAGGAAGUAACUUUCCAUCUUUGGGUUACAUUUUCUCAUUUGGGGAGGACAAACGCAAGGAUAUUUUUGUCCUAACCAGCAGUGGUGUUUAUAGAGUAGUUAGACCAAGUCGCUGCAGUUACACCUGCUCAAAGGAAAAUGUCACAAAUGUUGCAAGCCCAGGUCCUACGACCUCACCCCCUUCGAAUGCAGGUCAGUCGCAAUGCCGAUACAGCAGGAUUGUGGUCUUACUCUCCUCUUUGUUGCCGCUUUUGUUUAGUGUUAUCUAGCAUAUCACAGCAGAUGUAUGUAGCAUAAAGGUCUUCUUCCAGUAUUGUUGUACACUAGACUUUUCUCAAUUCCGUUUUCUAUUUUUUUUUUUUUCCUAUAAUCGGCUUGAUUCAACUUGAGAUCUCACAAUCCUGAUGAGUACAGUAACACUAAGUUAAAAAGCUCAUUAGUUUCAUUUCUGUUUCUUGAAUUGUGGUUUUCCGGAACUACCAAAGAGAUGCCUGUAUUUCCUUUAUCUUCAAUUCCAGACCAAUGGAAUAGGUUUUGUCA